UGUUUGCUUCUGAGUUUCUUAGGAGGAUUUCCACUAUUAUGGGCCAACAACACUGUUUGAUUAAUUAGUUCCGGCUAUAGAUAUUACUGCGGAAUUAUAAUCAUAUAAUACUCAUCAUAAUUUGGUUAGUAAACUCUGAAAAUCGAAUACAAGACCAUCAGGUGCAGGCACAAAUGUUUCAAUUAUUAAUGAGGGACGGUGUGAUUCUGCAUAAGAGAUUCGUAAUUUGUAAUUUGUUGCGUGGUGCACCGCCAACACAGCAUAUUUUACAUACGCUAGCAGCGACCGAGCACGAACACGGGCAGGAAAUAGCCCGUACUUUGAUGUUUAUCUAGUACUACAAAACUGCGAUGAUCUGGAUUGCCUUUCUUUCGACUAACCUGGUGACUCACUUUUUCUCCUUAUUAUUCUCGGAAUAUAGGAUGUACGAAAAUCUUUCUUCGUUUAAUUGCGACAAGGAUGACACAACACCAGCAACAACAACGCAUUAUUAUAGAAGUAUCCACGGGCCGAUUUACAUUCGACUCAAUAUGCUCCACUUUGGAUAGUGAAGUAUGUAACAGUCUAGUCUGGAGCUAAUUAGUUUACGAGUACAUGAUCAUGCCCCCAUCCUUUGUCACGUAUAAAUUACCAAUCUCUCUCUGUAAAAUUACUGCGACUCGCUACAACGACUAAUAAUCUCUCCAUUUCUCCAUCAACAUGAUUACGAGCUUCAUCUUUCUCCUAGUUGUCCUCCUAAUGGAAGGGCCCCCCACAACCACUGCUGCGAGUAGUAGUGGUUUGUACGCUUGGGGUCCAACUGCGGGGGACUCACAACUACUUCCGGCUCCUACUCCUGGCGAUCCACUGACAUCCCUGCAACUAAAUUUCUCCCUUGCCACUGGUUUCACCAUCUUUGGAGGGACUCACACUUCACUCCACCUCAACAAACAGGGCAUCAUUGUUUUCAAUAAUGGGGGUCAACUGCCCUACCUUUCACCCCAAAGCAUCACCCAGGACCCUUUAGCCGGAGGUCCCCCAACGGUGUUCCCCCUGUUGGGAGAGGUGGAUCCAUACAAAGGGGUCAUGCACUAUCGUCAGACGACGAACCGCUCACUCCUCCUGGAAGUGACGCGGGACGUGAAAACUGCGUUCCCUUCCCUCAAAGAUGUGGGAAUGGACUGGGCGUUGGUGGUAACGUGGGAGGGGCUGACCUUUUGGGAACCACCCUAUUAUCAGAAUCCCAACUGCACCUGCCUCCCCAAACUCAACACCUUCCAAGCCGUGCUGACCACUUCGGGCAGUCGUUCUUUCGUCCUCUUCAACUAUGACCUAGUUACUUGGCCCAAAAAUCCAUGGUCAGACUGGGAGGGGAUUAAUUACCUCAAGUCAUCCAGGUGCUCCUCCACCACCGUUCCACUUGCGGGGGACAUGACCAGUGUCGCCGGAAUCAGCUUUCCUAACACCAGUUCGUCAGAGCCGUCGUCAUCCAUCUUCACCCUUCCAGUCUCCAUUUUUAAUCUGACGGAGAGGUCAAAUAUCUUUCCGGAAGUGAAGGGACGCUGGGUUUUCCGAGUGGAUGACCAGCUCCGAUCAAGUGCAUGCAAUUUUGCAGAUAACGACAUUGAACAGAUUCGAGUUGAUCCGGCAGUCGUCUGCCAGUUGGGUCAUAUGCCCUUGCGAGUUCGGGGACCAUGUCUUCGGAACGUGUCCAAUGUUGAGUGUCGCUUCUACGACCCUUCUUUUUCUGCUCAGAGUGGCACCCCUUUCGCCACCACAGUCGGAGUGGUGGAGCCCGACUUGUCCCACGUCGUCUGUCAAGCUCCCCUUUUUCCCACCGCUUAUUCUCGUGUGGUAGUAGAACUGACUUUCACGAGGACACGCAGGGGGGCUGACGGAUUGGAUGUUCGAGAGGAUCGCAGCUACAAGGGCCAAGUUUUCCCAUACCCACCCAACGCUGUUCCCACAGGACGUCGCUUAAACCUCCAUUUUCACCCCGACGGUGAAGUGCACUUGACUUGGAACCCUACUGUAUUUGCCGCCCCUCUGCCAUCCCCGUCUGCCUCCACUGCUUCGCCAUCCGAAAUUCUACUGCAGCUCAUCCUCGUCGUCCUCGAUUUAUCCUCAUCCACCAUUCCCCGACAGCGACAGCAUCAACAGAUAGCAGAAACUCUGGUCACGAGCAGCGUGUUCAACAGCGGGUCCUUCACCUGGCCCCUGGGAGUGAACAGUGGUCUCUUUCGUAGCCCCAAAGUUGGUUAUUUUGCAUACCUCACUCCAGUGGAGGACCAGUCCCCUUCCGUCUAUCUCCACUCGGACAUCAUCUACACCAACAUAUCAUCUACGAGGGAAACUUAUGCCGCGCUCUGUGAGGACUGGCACUUGAAGGACACUGGUAUGGGAGACAUAGAUAACCUCGCCCCUUGCCCACCGCUUCUCGAUCAAACCACAUUCGACUGGAACUUUCUGCAGGAACCUUCAACCACCGGAGGAGGACAUCAGACGACCGGGGAUCGAGGGCAAUUGGUGUCCUACAGACAACGUGUUCCCACUCCGGGGGGAAGUUGUCAACGGUGUGUCUACUCGGAAAUGGACGGUCGUCUCGUCCUGGACUCUCCUGCAGCAGCCACUGCUUAUCUCGAGUGCUCGGACCGCUACAUGGCCCACCAGCUGCGAGACCUACUUCCACGCCACUGGUGUCUCUCUGCUUCAUCCCCAGAAGCCUGGGCCAAAUAUGCUGAGCGAAGAACGAGUCGCUCCAGCCUAGGUCUGGGCUAUGUUUCCCCACGGCUGUCCUUCUGGAGGGGUGAUCCCCAUCUAACCACGUGGGACAAUCUAACCUACACUUUCAACGGAGUCGGAGAGUUCUGGCUGGUCAGCAGCAUCGACUUUGUGGUUCAGGCCAGGAUGAGCCAGUUUCAGAAGCAAAAUGCCUCCGUCUUCACUGCCUUUGCUAUCAGACAGAGAAAUCCCCUGGCAUCCGUCCAGGUAUCUUUGGGUGGGACAGGGCUCAGACUAUGGGUGAAUGGAGAGGAAGUUGACCCCCCACCAUCCAACGGUGCCUCUCUGCCCAUCAUCAUCAACACAAUUGGGGUGUCCGUGGCCCUGCACAAAAUGGGGAUGGAGCUAGAGCGAGUCACACUAUCCUUCUCAACUGGGUUCACCUUUGACAUUGCUGGUGUUGAGGGGGCAGACGCCUUGAAUGUCGCCGCAUCCGUCUCAGCAUCACUCAAGAACAAGAGUUUAUUGACUGGGCUAUUGGGUGACUUUGACGGGAAUCCAGGAAAUGAUUUCAAGUUGCUAACCGGAGGUACGGUUCUGAACACUGCAUCGCCCAGCCUGACUCAGGUGCAUCAGUGGGGACUUCAGUGGAGGACGACCCCAGGAGAAAGUCUAUUCCUCUACCAAGGCGGACGAACUCACUCGGAUUUCCAAAAUGUCAACUUCCUCCCAAAUCUGAAGGAACCAAAUGUGUCAGCUAUUCCAAAGAAGGUGUUGGAAACUUGUGGAGGUUUACGUGAAUGUCUCUUUGAUUUUGGGACGACGGGAAGCGUAGCGUUGGCGAAAGCCACGAAGGACAUUGCAGUAGCUGUGGAGGAAAUGGACCAGAUUUUCAAGAAGAAACCGCCCGUCCCCUGCAACCACCCGCAUUGUGUCGAUGUGACAACUUACACCCCACGAAUAACCACGAUCCGAAUGACAACCUCGGACUCGCACAAUAAUGGACCGUCAACCACCACCAAAAAGUCCACGAGUGGAGGAGCCAAAGCUACUUUGACAUUAUUCAGCAUUCAAGUUGGAACAAUGUUCAUUUCUAUUGUUGUUCUUUUAUCAUUGUAAAAUAAUUCAUUUUUGACCAUCAUCCAUCAUAUAUUUAUCGACAAUAAAAUUUAUUUAUCUAAACAUGACAGAUAUAAAACAUCUCA
Folsomia candida is the source of this 3905-nucleotide messenger RNA. RefSeq names its product protein mesh. The record is from RefSeq and is a predicted model, not a curated record. The coding region runs from base 700 to 3819 and encodes 1039 amino acids. Gene Ontology annotation, biological process: cell-matrix adhesion. The transcript is spliced from 5 exons. Lineage: Eukaryota; Metazoa; Arthropoda; Collembola; Entomobryomorpha; Isotomidae.